GACAUCGUCGUCAAGGCAAAGGAAGGAGCAACCCAGAACAAUCACCACCCCAUCCUUUGUUCUAUUCUUCUUCUUCUUCUUCUUCUUCUUCUUCUUCUUUCCAGGAAAUGGCAAGUGCCGGGUCCAACAACAGAGUUAUCACAGGGUGGGCAGCAAGAGAUGCCUCAGGAGUCUUGACACCUUACACCUAUACGCUAAGGGAAACCGGCCCGGAGGAUGUGCUCAUCAAGGUGUUGUACUGUGGGAUAUGCCACACUGAUAUCCACCAAGCAAAGAACCACUUGGGCAUGUCCAAUUAUCCAAUGGUCCCUGGACAUGAAGUUGCUGGGGAAGUGGCUGAGGUGGGAUCUAAGGUGAGCAAGUUUAGAGUUGGUGACACGGUUGGGGUCGGGGUGGUGGUUGGCUGCUGUCGAGCAUGCGGUCCUUGCAAGGCCAACAUAGAGCAGUACUGCAAUAAGAGGAUUUGGUCAUACAACGACGUCUACACUGAUGGAAAGCCCACCCAAGGUGGCUUUGCUCCUGCCAUGGUUGUUGAUCAGAAGUUUGUGGUGAAAAUACCGGACGGUUUAGCACCAGAACAAGCAGCACCACUCCUGUGUGCAGGCUUGACUGUGUACAGUCCCCUGAAGAGUUUUGGUUUAAUGAAGGAAGGGUUGAAGGGAGGGAUCCUUGGCCUUGGAGGAGUAGGUCACAUGGGAGUCAAGAUUGCCAAGGCCAUGGGCCACCAUAUCACCGUCAUCAGCUCCUCCGACAAGAAGAGGGAGGAGGCCAUGGAGCACCUCGGCGCCGACGCUUACCUCGUGAGCUCCGACGCCGAUCAGAUGGCAGCCGCCGUGGAUACUCUCGACUACAUCAUCGACACGAUCCCGGUGUUCCACCCUUUGGAACCCUACCUCCCUCUCCUCAAGGUUGAUGGCAAGUUGAUCAUGAUGGGAGUCAUCAACCAGCCGAUGCAGUUUGUGACUCCUAUGAUCAUGCUAGGAAGGAAAUCUAUCAUUGGGACUUUCAUUGGGAGUAUGGAGGAGGCACAGGAGAUGUUGGAGUUUUGUAAGGAGAAGGGGCUGACAUCCAUGAUUGAGAUGGUGAAGAUGGAAUCUGUGAACCAAGCAAUAGAGAGGCUCGAGCGAAACGAUGUCAGGUAUAGGUUUGUUGUGGAUGUGGCUCGCAGCAAACUCUGAACAUAAUCCUCAAAACGGUCCCAGAAGAAACCAAUAGAAGGGUCUAAAUCUCUUUCAGCUAAGAACUUGGUGGCAAGUUUCAUUAAGUUGUAUUUAUUCUUCCCUUGCGAGUGGUCAUGAAAUGGUCAAUAAGAAUUAGAAGCUACCCUGUAAUUUUUUGUGAAUGCUACUAUUCUUGAGUAUGUUGCGAUUGCAGAAACCUCCUCCUGUUCUUUUCUUAUGUUCAAA
Phoenix dactylifera (date palm) is the source of this 1406-nucleotide messenger RNA. RefSeq names its product cinnamyl alcohol dehydrogenase 2-like. Gene Ontology annotation, molecular function: oxidoreductase activity, acting on the CH-OH group of donors, NAD or NADP as acceptor; zinc ion binding. Lineage: Eukaryota; Viridiplantae; Streptophyta; Magnoliopsida; Arecales; Arecaceae. The record is from RefSeq and is a predicted model, not a curated record.